This is a messenger RNA of Funneliformis mosseae, 153 nucleotides long. Lineage: Eukaryota; Fungi; Glomeromycota; Glomeromycetes; Glomerales; Glomeraceae. The record is from the annotation of a GenBank genome assembly.
GUAAUUGAAGAUAAUGAUUAUGAAUUUUUACAAGAAGCAGAAGAUUUCAAAAAUGAGCAAUUUAAUUAUGAAAAAGAAGAAAAUCUUAUAAUUGAAAAUUUAGUAAAUUUAAAUGCAAAGAAUAUUAUAUCAGAUCUAGAUAAAAAAAUGUAG